AUGGAGAAUGAACAAUGGUGCACCAUAUGCUCUAAAAUGGUGAGCCCAAUAAGUGAAUAUGAAAACAAAUGUCCCUUUUGUGAUACACAAUUUGGUGAUGGAAUUGAAAAUCUAAGUGAUCAUCAUAAUAAUGAUGCCAUUGAUUUAAGGUCAGCUUGGGUUUUCUCACUUUAUGCACCCAUUUUUCUUGGUUUGAUGAAUGCUUUUAGUCCUUCUCUAGCUACAAUUUCUUCACAAGAAAGUAGCACAUCAAGAAAUGAUGAAGAUUUUGAACAAGAGAGAGGAAACUACAAUGAACUUGUCAUUGGCAGAAGGAGAAGAACUUCAACUUACAUGAUGCAUCUCUUUAGAGGACUUCAUGUUAGAAUGGUUUCAGAAAAUGAAAACAUAGAACAAAAUAGAAACAUUAUUGAUAGUAAUAGUGCAUUAAUUGUUAGAGGGCCUAAUUUGAAUCACACAAAUUUAAAUAGGUCAAAUGAAAAUAAUAUUAAUCCUAGUACUAUUGGAUCUUUGAAUGAUUUUGUGGAUGGAAGUGGAUUUGAUUUAUUGCUACAACAUUUGGCACAAAUAACACCUAGUGGUUAUGCAAGUGUGAAUCCUCCAACAAAGAAGGAAGCAAUAGAAGCAAUGGAAAAUAUGAUAAAUGAUGAGAAAUUGCAAUGUACAAUAUGUUUAGAAGAUGUUGAGAUUGGAAGUGUUGCUAAAGAAAUGCCAUGCAAGCAUAAGUUUCAUAGUGAUUGUAUUGUUUCAUGGCUUAAACUACAUAGUUCUUGUCCGGUUUGUAGGUUUCAAAUGCCUUGUGAGGAUUCAAAUGCUUUGGCUAAUAUGGAAAAUGGAAAUAGAGAGAUUCACAAUAAUGAGGUUGUGAGGAGAGGUAGAAAUGGAAGGAGGAAUUGGUUUCCAGUGCUUCAAUCUUUUAAUAAUUUUCUUCCUUUUCCUUGA
Molecule: messenger RNA, 942 nt
Organism: Lathyrus oleraceus (garden pea)
Lineage: Eukaryota; Viridiplantae; Streptophyta; Magnoliopsida; Fabales; Fabaceae
Product: E3 ubiquitin-protein ligase SIRP1
Exons: 2
Coding region: 1-942 (313 amino acids)
Biological process (GO): protein ubiquitination
Cellular component (GO): cytoplasm
Molecular function (GO): ubiquitin protein ligase activity
Source: RefSeq, a predicted model, not a curated record